GGCGUGGGCGCGGGUGCAAGUCCGCUAACGCCACCGACCCCUCCAUGCGAUGCCCUGCAUUACCUUGGGGAGACGACACCGUCGAAAAGCCUUUCCCCUCCGUGGCGACACCACUUAAGCCCCACCUGGACCCCUCCCCCUCUUCGUCGCCUUCCUCCUCCCCACCGUCCGCUUCCCCUCUAUAUAAACCCUCGCCGGAUCACAUGACCUCCCCCGCCCCCAUUCUUCGCCCUUUUUCCCUUUUCCUUAUUCUUUCUGAGGCUGAGGAGGAGUUCUUCUGGCUCGGCCAAGACGAGGGGGAUCAUCGCCGCUCUAGCCGGCUAUCGGUGCCCCGAUACUGACGACUGGGUGCUGGCGUCCAUGGUGCCUGGUCGCGGCGUCAAGGAGCUCUGGGACCGGGAGUUGGGAGCUUCUCGCCCUCGAGUUGUCGCUCGCCGGAUCCAGAGCCAUGAGGCUUUUGUGAAGCGGAUGAGUUUCUAUGGGGACUUAAAUGGUCAUCAGGGUUGUGUGAACACUAUACAUUUCAACCGUGCGGGUGACCUUCUUGUUUCUGGUUCUGAUGAUAAAGAUAUCAUAGUUUGGAAUUGGGCAACUAAAAGUAAAGAAAUCAUAUAUCAUUCUGGUCAUUUGGAUAAUGUCUUUGAUGUGCGAGUUAUGCCAUAUACUGAUGAUCGUACCAUAAUAACAUCUGCAGCUGAUGGUCAGGUUAGGGUUGGCCAAAUUAUGGAGAAUGGUCAAGUCACCACCAGGCAGCUUGGGUUACAUAAUGGUCGAGUGCAUGGACUUGCCAUAGAACAAGGAACUCCUCAUGUGUUUUACAGCUGUGGUGAGGAUGGCUUAGUACAACGGUUUGAUAUGCGAAGCCAUGCUCCUACCAAGCUUUUAAUGUGCUCUUCAUUCUUGGGGAAUGGACAACCUAUAAGACUGAAUGCUAUGGUCAUAGAUCCAUGCAACCCUUACCAUUUCUCUAUAGGUGGUUCAGAUGAAUAUGCACGCGUUUAUGACAUAAGGAAUUGUCAGUGGGACACAUCGAGUACUUCAAAUCAACCUAUGAAUACUUUCUGCCCCUGUCAUCUGUUUGGUACUGAGACAGUCCAUGUCACUGGACUGGCAUAUUCUAGCUCAAGUGAAUUACUUGUCUCAUAUAAUGAUGAGCUUAUCUACCUGUUUUCGAAGAACAUGGGACUUGGGCCAGACCCACGAUCUGUCAAACUUGAUGCAAAUUUGCAAAAGCUUAUAAUACCGCAGGUAUAUUCAGGCCAUAGGAAUUUUAGAACAGUCAAGGGGGUCAAUUUCUUUGGACCCGGCAAUGAGUACGUUGUCAGUGGAUCAGACUGUGGCCAUGUUUACAUAUGGAAGAAAGAAGGGGGUGAGCUAAUGUGCAUGAUGGGUGCUGAUACACGCAUUGUGAACUGUGUUGAGCCUCACCCUCAUGAUCCUGUUCUUGCUACAAGUGGAUAUGAUACUAACAUAAAGAUCUGGACUCCGGUAGCUGAUAAACUGGGUCCACUUCCAAGAAAUGCAAAACAGAUGGCAGCUAAUAAGCGGUGCAGAGAGGCUCAUGCACGAAUAACGCUCUCCCCUGAUGUCGUCAUGCAUGUGCUGCGACUGCAACGAAGGCAAGCUUCAACAUCUGCAGAGAGUAGGUUCUCGAGUGCGGACACUGACAGUGAUGAGGAUGAUGAUGAUGUCUUUGCCUUCUUCCGCUGCUUCUUAGAGCGUGAACAGAGUGGUACUUCUAGAGGCAGCUCAGAUAUUAGAGAUUGCACAGUCUGUUAGCUGCUGAGUUUGUUGAACAAAUAUAUAUAGUCUCCUAGUACCAAGUAUAUGUCUGCUUUAGACAGCUCACAAUGAAUAAAAUGCUAGCAAUCCAGGUAGUGCACACAAAAAUAAAAUGCAUCGUAUAUUAGGAGGGCAUACGUUUGCCUCAGCAUGGUUUGUUAGUUUUUAUCACAAAUGUGUAGUAGCUUUUAGUUAAGUUAAAAAGGAGCGCUUAUGUGAUAAAGAUACAAGUAUUUCUGUAGUCAUUGCAUACAAAAGAGUUGUCUGAUUUGUGGUAGACUGUAUAAUGUUUAACAGUGGUCUAAGUUGCUCUCUCCGUUAAAGGUGCUUUCAUGGUAUUGUGGUCAUUUUGGAUCAGAAUGUAUGGGUAAGGUUAUGAUCUUUGAUCUUUUUCCUUUUUUUCUGAGAGAAAAUGAUGUUUUGAAUC
Molecule: messenger RNA, 2209 nt
Organism: Elaeis guineensis (African oil palm)
Lineage: Eukaryota; Viridiplantae; Streptophyta; Magnoliopsida; Arecales; Arecaceae
Source: RefSeq, a predicted model, not a curated record